AUAGCAACUUCCGCUUGUUGACAUUUUUCCUGUCUCUUUCUUUUCGUCCCUAUCCGAUUGCGGAGAGUGCACACAUUUUGUGCCUGGUUUUUAAAACAGCAAAAACUCGGAUAACUUACCCCUAAAAUGGCCAAGCGUACCAGGAAGGUUGGAAUCGUCGGAAAGUACGGUACCCGUUAUGGUGCUUCGCUGCGUAAGAUGGUGAAGAAGAUGGAAAUCACCCAACACGCCAAGUACACCUGCACGUUCUGCGGCAAGGAUGCUAUGAAGCGAUCGUGCGUAGGUAUCUGGUCGUGCAAGCGAUGCAACCGUGUCGUUGCCGGCGGUGCCUGGGUGUACUCUACCACAGCUGCUGCUUCGGUACGAUCAGCUGUCCGACGUCUGCGUGAAUUGUAAAAGGUACCGCUUGGCACGGUAACGGAAAGCGAAAUGAUGCAUUCGGGACUACACUUGGGGGAGAGUGAAGAGGUGAAACUCGGGAUUCCAGCAAAGCGAUGUGUUGUUUGCCAAUAUCAUUUGUUUUUUUAGGAAACCCAUCAUCAUAGCUUUCUACAACUGGCAGGGCCUGUGAGUCAGAUCGUUUUGUGUUAAUAAAAAGGGAAUGGUUCUAUAAAGAACGAAUGGAAUGGAAACGGUUCGGAAGGAAAUA
Anopheles moucheti is the source of this 649-nucleotide messenger RNA. RefSeq names its product 60S ribosomal protein L37a (gene RpL37A). Gene Ontology annotation, cellular component: ribosome. Bases 127 to 396 code for a protein of 89 amino acids. The record is from RefSeq and is a predicted model, not a curated record. Lineage: Eukaryota; Metazoa; Arthropoda; Insecta; Diptera; Culicidae. Gene Ontology annotation, biological process: translation. The transcript has 3 exons. Gene Ontology annotation, molecular function: structural constituent of ribosome.